Messenger RNA from Gordionus sp. m RMFG-2023, 3145 nucleotides. RefSeq lists its product as uncharacterized. The coding region runs from base 716 to 3067 and encodes 783 amino acids. The record is from RefSeq and is a predicted model, not a curated record. The transcript has 16 exons. NCBI's taxonomy places the organism in Eukaryota, Metazoa, Nematomorpha, Gordioida, Chordodea, Parachordodidae.
GUGUUGCACUCAUAUUUUAAAGGAGAGUUUACCAUAUUCUAAUAUCAAUCCAGAUCUUCAUCAAGAUUUACAUAAAUAUGAACCAACUUCCUGUAUAUUUACUAAAUGGUUUAAUUUUACUCAUCAGAAAAUUAUUUGUGAUACAGCUAAUUAUGGAAUAAGUAAAUAUGAUCAAAAGUUUGUAUCUUAUGAUUAUGCCCCUACUAUUGAUUUUUAUGAUACCUAUAUCGAUGGAUUUAUUUUUAUAACAUCCAAUGGAACAAUAAAUAUUUGUAUAAUUGAACCAUCAAUAAAUGAAUCAAAUUUAUCUAAAAAUUUUGCUACUAAUGAUUGCCAUCAAGAAGAGGACAAUGAAAAGAUAAUUCAAGUAACCUACAACAAUGCAAGCAAUUCCCAAACAACCCAACAAUAUUAUACUUUGUUUAAAAUAAUUUUCAAAGAUUACCAAAAUUCUUAUGAUAUAGCAGAUAUAUCUUUUAACCAAGAUGGAUCAUUUAGAGUAGCAUUGUCAUCCAAACACAUCAAUUCACCUGUUAUAUUUUAUGACAUACGGAUUUCCAAAAAAUUUAAUAAUUGGGAUCAUAAGGUCAAAAGGAUCAAUGGAUUUUUCCCGUUCCUACAUUCUCUCAAUGCCGCAAAGUCAACUAAUAAUGCUAAAAAUUUUAAAAGUCGCCUAAUAUUUUUGCAAAACGAGCGAAUCAAGUCUGAUUACAUCAUGGUCCUAGCCAAUUCACAAAAUAAUAGCGUGAUAGAGAUUUGGAAAUGCUCCGAUAGCCUAAGGAACGUGCACAAAGGAUUUCCAACAGACAAAAAGUUAAACCCGCGAAAAAUAUCGUCAUGGGAAUUACUAAGCAUAUACAAACCGGAAAUGGAUAAUAUAAAAUUGGCUUCUCCCCUUUUAGUCAUAUCCACUCGCGUUACCGAUACGGAUAAAGCCAGGGAAAUUUCACUGAACAUAACAGUUUUAAUUUGCGUUGUCAAAUCGGAAAAAAAUUCUACAAGGACUAAUAUUUCAACUAACAAUGAAUGUGAAGAAGUGAACACGCUUUUGAAUAGUUCGGUUAAGGCAGAUUACGAGCUCAGAGUACUAGAAUGGAAGUGUUUGUCAGGAUCCAGCGAUAUUAAUUUGAAUAAUAAUACCAAUAGUAAUCUAACCUACUUUGCCUCUUCUAAAAAUUCUUUGGAAGUAAAUUCUAGCUCCGCCGGGGGUCCUAACAAGAAAAAUGGUGUCAGUUUUACUGUGAUCAAAUCUCAAGAAUUAUUUUGCACAAAUUCAGGAAAUGGAGUUAAUGAAUAUAAAAAGUUAAAAUUGGAUUUAAAUGAAAAUUCAAUCGAUAUUACUACGAACACUUUGGAUGAAAUCAAAACUGACAAUCACAACAUUGGAUUAUGCUUAAGUCCUCAUAAAUCUUUGAUUGUUUUAUCUGCUCCAUACACAGCUCUCUCAUUUAUACCUCAUGGCACCUUGCGAUCAGACACCAUUUUAAUUCGGGAUAUCUUAGAUUUGCAAAAGGCUUCAAGAUUCCAGGUCAUCCAAUGCUUGCUUGAAAUGACGCUACUCGACAAGUUAGGUCCCGAUGACGUAUUUCACUCUAUUUUAGAUACCGAACAUAGUCAAAGUUUGGGUGUUUACGAAUAUGUAUGGAAAUUUAUAUUGGCAUUAGCGCAAGGUUUUGUUAACCACCAAUCCCCGAUCGUUCAAAAUGCCCUGCGAUAUAGGCUGAUAAGACUCAUCUUUAAUUUGAACAAUUUCCUCGGCAACCAUAUUCGUGACAACAAGACCUGCUAUGCAAUUGGUCCUAAAGAUAACUCCUUAAAACACUAUUCUUCCCUUCUCUCUUCCAAAUGCAAAGAUGUUCUGCAAUUACUUGAAAUGAAAGAUAUUUUAUGCUUGGGCCUUAGUCAAACCUACAAAUGUAUUUCAUAUUCAACUAUUUUAGAUUUCGUACAACAUGGCACUCCCCAUUUAAGUGAUAUUUCGUCUACUCGCCACCACAUUUCCAGUCGCUUUCUGGGGAUUUUAUCAAAAACGAUUUCGAGAGUUUUCGAUGUUUCGUCGCGAAUUUUAUUGCCCUUCGCCGUAUUAGGCUUGCGAGAUAACUUUAUGAAUGAAGGAUUGAUUAAGGAAAAGGAAAAAAAGAAUAUCCUAAAUUUCGUCGAUUGCUAUACACAAGAUAAUUAUUCCCGACUCAUAGACAUUUUCGCUAAAAUGGGAGAAAUAGGAGAUUCGAGAGAUCCAUUUGCCUCCUUAUUUAAUCCUAAUCAUUCUUCGUUCGGCAACAUAAACACGCAAACUAUUAUAACCACCUGUUGCGCCUUAUCUCUCAUAAUAAAAUUGCUCAGCGAAACGUCCUUGACUUUAACCAUACCAAACGUUCAAAUCGUCAGGCUACAUAAUCUCCUACUUGAGUUAAACCGAGUUAUGGCGGAGAUUAAAAUUAGCGAGCACAAUGCUUACCUGACGAAUAAAGCGAUCGAUGAUAAUUUGUCGCCUAACGUUCCUUCGCAUACUUUUGCGUUUGCUCUCGACGAUAAAUUCAUUUCCGGUAUCUUUCAAAAAUUGGGACCUUAUUAUAAAAACGAGUUAAAGCGUUUCUACAAAGAAUACACUCCUAAUUGGGCCUUUUCAGAUACCAACAACGAUUCCUACAGUUUUCUAUCGCUUCCCAUCUCGAACUCCCUAGCCACGCGAAGGGAUUCCUCUUCUAUUUCUAAGAGAAAAUAUUUUGCAAACGAAAUUUUCUCAAUUAUUGACCAACAAUGUGAAGAAUAUGUAGAUGCUAACGAUUCUGAUCAUUUUAACGAAAGACGAUGCAUGUCUUGCGCAUGCGUCACAACAAUUCCUUUUGAAAUUUUGGCGAGAAAAGUCGCGCAAGAAAAAUCACUUUCAAAUAUAGACCGAAAUCAUGACAAAAAUGAAAAGAUCGAUAAUGAAGAUGAAGAAUUCGAUUGUUAUAGUGCAAAAGGAAGUCUAAAACAAGGAAAGGAAGGGAGCUCAAAUUGGGAUGGAAUAAAUUACUUUGGAAUGAAGAAUUGUUUUUGCAAUAAUCCUUGGAUAGGAAUAUAAAAAAAACUAUUAAUUUUUCGAAAUAUUAUUUGAAUAAUUGGCUUUUUUGGUCAAUAUAUUUUGAAUAUAGUUACUUGA